AUGAAGCUGUCAACGCUCCUUGGCUUCGCAGGCCUCGGUGCUGCUCUGCCUUCCCUUGGGUCUAUUAAAAAGUUUGAGCUUAAUCUCACAUGGGACACUAGGGCGCCCGAUGGAGUUGAGCGUGAACAAGCUUUGGUCAAUGGUCAAUUCCCUGGCCCUCCGCUGCUGAUGGAUGAGGGCGACACGGUUGAGGUCACUGUAAACAACUACCUGCAUUACAACACCACAAUUCACUAUCACGGUCUUGAAUGUACCGACUCUCUACUGAUCAACGGAAGAGGAAGAGUGCGCUGUGUCAGCCCCGGAUAUGCCAGCAGCCUGAUUCCCCCUACUAUGUUGUCCCUGCUGCAAGGCAAGAAUUACACCGUUAAAGGAUGUCUUGCGCUUGAUAACACCUACGCUCAAACAACAUAUGCGCCACACAACCUCAGUGCAGUUCCCUCAACCUUGUACAAUGAAUGCAAUGCCACUGAAGCGGAGGAAGCUGUCAUCGACGUCGAAAGCUGGAAGGGGUGGGCAAGUCUCAACUUUAUCGGUUCAGCCAGUAUCUCGGUUCCAACUGUCUCUAUCAACAACCAUUCUAUGUGGGUGUACGAGGUUGAUGGUCAGUACAUUCAGCCCGCAUUGACAGUCAACAAUGGUGGUCGCUAUUCCGCCCUGGUCAAGCUGAACAACACCGCAGGAGACUAUCCCAUCAUUGUCGCCAACUCCGGAUUAAACCAAAAGCUUGCAGGACGCGCUACUCUGUCAUACGCCAAUGGCGAUCCCAAUAUCGGUUCCACCCCCUCUAUCAACUAUGGUGGUAACAGCCUUACUUCUGACGUCGUCGUCCUCGAUGAAUCCACCAUCAAGCCCCUCGUUUCAAACAAACCAAGCCAGCGCGUGGAUGAAACAUACGUGCUCGAUAUUGGACGUUAUGAAAAGGCUUGGAGAUGGUCCCUCAACUCAAACAAUGCGUACAAUCUGGCCCUGGAGGCUGAGAGACCUAUGCUAUGGGAUCCCAAGUCCUAUGAGAACAGCAGCUUGGUUAUCGCUACCAAGAACAAUACCUGGGUGGACAUUAUCUUCAAGGUUGUUGGCGAUUCUACAACCCUUCAGCCGGGUCAUCCGCUCCACAAGCACUCGAAUCCGGUUUAUGUUCUAGGCUCCGGCACUGGCGAGUUCAACUACACUUCCGUCGCAGAGGCUGCCAAGGAGAUGCCAGGGAUGUUCAAUCUGGUUAAUCCUCCCAUGAGAGACACCUUCACCAGCCCAGCAGCCUUCCAAGGACAGGCCUGGAUGGCAAUCCGCUACCACGUGAUAAACCCAGGAGCAUUCUUCAUGCAUUGCCACAUCGACCCGCAUCUCACAGGCGGUAUGGCACUUGCUAUGCUCGAUGGUGUGGAUGUCUGGCCCACUGUCCCAGCUCAGUACGGCCCCAAGGGUCACUGGGGCAAUGCGGCGUAG
Molecule: messenger RNA, 1446 nt
Organism: Penicillium antarcticum
Lineage: Eukaryota; Fungi; Ascomycota; Eurotiomycetes; Eurotiales; Aspergillaceae
Exons: 9
Coding region: 1-1446 (481 amino acids)
Molecular function (GO): oxidoreductase activity; copper ion binding
Source: RefSeq, a predicted model, not a curated record